UAAAGUUAUAUUUAUUUUUGGGGUUAGGUUAUGUAUUUACCUAUGCGAUUAUGAUAUGAUCCAAAAUAAAUAAAAAUAUUUCAUUCGUACCAAUUUCAUUACCUUUUUGAAAGAUUAGACACGAAUGAGAAUAAUUGAAUUUUGUUAUCGUCGCAGUGUUUUAUGAUUGUCCUUGUAAAAGUACAAUAGUGUUUAUUAGAACUUAGAAAUGUCCGACAAACAGAAAACCUUGAUAUGUGGCGAUGUGAAUGGAAAUUUCAACACCUUGUUUUCGCGCGUAGAGUCUAUUGUGAAGAAGUCUGGUCCAUUCGAUGUCUUAUUGUGCGUUGGAAAUUUCUUUGGUGAUGAUAAUUCACAGCUAGAUGCUUACAGAAUGCGCACUAGAACAGUGCCUGUAACAACCUAUGUCUUUGGACCCUGCAAAAGUGAACAUGUAAAUUUAUAUUGUGAAGAAGGCUCUGAAAUUGCACCUAAUAUUAUUUAUAUGGGUAGAAGAGGCAUUUUCACUACUAGUUCAGAUGUUAAAAUUGCAUAUCUGACGGGCUUGUCUCGUCGAGAGCUGGGUAAAGAGAUACCAAUGUGCACAUUUGAGCCCAGUGACUGCAGUGCAGUGAGGGAUGCAUGCUUUCGAGGACAGAGUGAAUAUAGAGGAGUGGACGUCCUAAUUACUACUCUAUGGCCAGCAGGAAUACAACAGGAUGAGACUCAAAAGAUAGAUAUAGAACAGGAAAGCCUAUCAGAUCUGUUGGCCUGGCUGGCUAUACAUGUGAAGCCACGGUAUCACUUUGUUCCAUCAAAAGAUAAAUAUUAUGAAAGGCAGCCGUACAGGAAUCAAAGUAUGCACCAAGACUACAGAGAAGGCGCGACUCGGUUCAUAGGUUUAGCUCCGGUGGGCAACAAGUCCAAACAGAAGUGGAUCUAUGCCUGCUCACUACAGCCCAUCUCCAAGAUGAGGAUGACAGAUGUUCUACAAGCGACCACAGAUGAGACAAUCUGUCCUUACAGCCCAGACCUCUUGAAGCAACACCAACCUGGGAAAGUUGUCAAGUUUACAGGCAAUGGACAAUUUUUCUUCAACAUGGAUGCUCAAGAUGACGACCAUGGCAAGAGGAAACGACAGUCAGGGGACAAUCCAGAGAGAAAGAGGAAAGAGAUCGAUCAAGACACCUGCUGGUUCUGCCUGUCGUCGCCGUCCGUGGAGAAGCACCUGGUGCUCAGCGUGGGCGCGCACUGCUACCUGGCGCUGGCUAAGGGCCCGCUGGUGCCCUACCACGUGCUCAUACUGCCCAUCACUCACCAUCAGGCUUUGACUAGGGCCCCGGACGAAGUGGUAAACGAGAUAAAGAAGUUUAAAGAGGCCCUGAAGCAGUUCUACUUGUCAUUGGACCAGCUGGUGGUGUUCUUCGAGCGGAACUUCAAGACCACGCACAUGCAGAUACAGUGCGUGCCCGUGCCCAAGUCUACUUCUAUGCAGAUAUUGGAGGUGUUUCAGGACGAGGCGGGCAUCAACAGCAUCCAGCUGGAGGUGCUGCCGCCGUUCGCGCAGCUGGCGCAGCUGGCGCUGCCGGGCGCGCCCUACUUCCACGCGGAGCUGCCUUCCGGCGAACAGAUCUACGCGCGCCCGCAUAAACAUUUCCCGCUGCAGUUCGGAAGGGACGUGUUAUCGAGCGCGCCGAUAUUAAACUGCGAGGAUAAGUCAGACUGGCGACAAUGUCUGCUCAGCAGAGAGGAGGAGAUCUCGCACGUCGCCAGCUUCCGGGAGAAGUUCAAACCUUUCGACUUCUCCGCGGAUGUGGACAGUGACAGUGACUGAAUGUCUCCUUGUAUGUUGUAUGUGGUUCUUUUUUUCUUGUGUUAUAGAUUACGUAACACGUACACGUAUUUUACUAUAAUAUUUAUUAAACUCCACGAGUACACUGUAUCACUGCUCAAUUCUAUCUCUUUCUUUUUCAACCUCGCGUGUUCACGGGCUGUGUAAAUAAAAUUUAAGAUUUGGCUGCGAAUUUACAACCGGCCGCCUGUCUGACGUAGCCCUCUUUGGGGGUACUAUCUUUGUCUAUCAGCUGCUAAGGCUGAGUUCCUUAGUCGUCUCGCAUGACAUCCACGGGAGGUUAUGGAGCAGUACCUAAUUCAAGUAUUUGCUUGAAGCUUGAAAACUACCACCCUCUAGCAAUUACAUAUCUUAUACUUUAUAUGUUUUUGUAUUAUUAUUGAAAUGUAUUAAAAACGUUUCAUUGAGACUUAGUAAUCACAUUAAAAGUUAUUGUUAAUUACUCUUCAAUCUCACUUUUCCAAAUUGGACCAGUCUUUUCUAAAUUGGUUAUGAUAGUGAAUGAUGUGUAUAUUUGUGAAUAAUGGGAUUCUAAUAUAACGAUGGACACCAAUUUAAAUCCAAGAACUUGUGAUAAGAAAUCAACAAUUAUUUUUAAGAAAGGAUAAAUAAAGUAACGCUGCCGUAAA
Plodia interpunctella (Indianmeal moth) is the source of this 2460-nucleotide messenger RNA. RefSeq lists its product as uncharacterized. The record is from RefSeq and is a predicted model, not a curated record. The transcript is spliced from 11 exons. NCBI's taxonomy places the organism in Eukaryota, Metazoa, Arthropoda, Insecta, Lepidoptera, Pyralidae. Gene Ontology annotation, cellular component: post-mRNA release spliceosomal complex. Bases 209 to 1813 code for a protein of 534 amino acids. Gene Ontology annotation, molecular function: RNA lariat debranching enzyme activator activity. Gene Ontology annotation, biological process: mRNA splicing, via spliceosome.